AUGGCGGUCGCCGGCCUCGUGAUCAACGCCUUCAAGGCGAAGAUGAGCCAGCCAUCACAGCUGGGGAAAGCGAUGCGAGCGAUCAGGUGGUGGCCAUUGGGAUUUUUUGUUUGGCCCUCAGAGAGUCUGCCUGAAAUGGGCCAGGGCGAUGGGCAGAACAUCCCUGAAGAAUUGAGAAAUUCCAAGAACAUUGCGAAGGUGAUGGGCGAAGUGGAAGUCUUAGAAAAGGAUGAUGCCAGACGUCGCUUUCCGAGGUUGAUGGAGCUCUCAGAACCUUUUGGUUCCACCCAUGUUCGCCUGGCAAAGAUCCGCGGCACCGAGUUCUACGGGAUUGGUGCUGGGCCAAACCAGCGAAUAUACCAUUGGGCCGCGCACCUGGCCGUGGCGCUGAGCGCGGCAAUUGCAACGAGGAAGAAGGAGUGGAAGAACGGUUUCAAGAAUCUGAACCAGAUGAUGGACGAGGCUGCGCGGGGUGGAGCAUGCAAGAACUGGGGAGCUCACGGGCUUUGGGAUCCAACGCCAUCGACACGCGACGAGUGGGAUUCACGACAUCGAAGAGACGACUGGGAUCGCAAGGACCAGAGCUCUCAGAGGUUGCGGAUGGGUUCCUAUGACCGCAGCAGUACAUGGAACAAUUGGAACGAUGGAGCUUGGAGAGACGACUCCCACACAUGGCGCCGCCAUGGCUGGCGCGAUGACUCGCGUGACAGGGCCCGCAGCCGAGGCCGCUCGAGGCACAGUGUCUCUCAGGACUCCCACACAUGGCGCCGCCAUGGCUGGCGCGAUGACUCGCGUGACAGGGCCCGCAGCCGAGGCCGCUCGAGGCACAGUGUCUCUCAGGUCAAAUGGGAAGUGAAGGAGGAAGACAUCAGUGAGGCAGACUACGACGAUGACGAAGUCCCUUCUCCAUCGCCAAUAUCGCCAAUGCCGGAGGAGCCACCCCAAGCCGCAGCGGUGGAUCCCGCUGCUGAACGCCUGGGCGACGUUGAGGAGACUGCCGCGAAGGUCCGAGAUCUAACCGACAGAUUGGUGGCCCCGCAACAGCAGCGGGAACAAGGUGAGCAUCACCCCAUAGAAGCCCUACGGGACGGACCUACGUCGGUGAAGUUCUACCGGAUGCAGAAUAACCACAGCGUGAUCGUGGAUUUCUCUGCAGACACAGCGAAAGGGAAACGACUUUCUGACUUGACUUUGAUCUAUUGUGGCACUGCGCAGUGGUGGGACGCCGCUUUUCAACAGCACAGCAAAAAGGACAUUUGGGAAUGGAUAAAAGAAGAGCAGAACUGCCUCCUGAUGGAUCUCAUGGCAAAAGGCGCAAGAAUAUUUUUCCUGAUCCCAGGAAAAAAGACGCUGCCGGACCAAGAGCUGGAGCCCAUUGUCGACUUUGUGAACUCUGUCGGCACGGGUCGCCUGAUUGCCUUGGGAUGCAGUGCUGGAGGAAUGCUGGCACUGCGACUCCUUGGAUUCGAAGGGAGCAGGACCAGCAGGACCAGCAUCCACACGGCGCUGGCGGUGUCUCCAGCGCCACUCACGCAGGAAGAUUGGCUGAAGGUGCACUCUUUCAGCCAGGACUUGAGCGCGCAGCUUAAACAGAAAACACACAAGAAACUGCAUCUGAUUUGGGGCACGGAAGACCAGUCGCAAGAAAAACUACAAUCGCUUCAAGUGUGUCCUAUGGUGCGAACGAAGAAAAUUCCAGGAAAAGGGCACCUCGGGAUGCUCAGCUCUUCGUUGUGCCAAGACAUCCUGUCUCUGCUGGAUGGCACCGCUGCGCCCAGUCGUCGAGACGAUAAGAUGACGAUGGCUGUGGCGGUCCCGCACUUCCCGGAGGACGGCCAUGCGUCGGCGGCUGAGGCGCCUUGGAGCACGCCCUGUGCUCCGCCGGCACCGCCAGCUCCAACGAGAGAUGACAGAAAGGAAGGUAUUCUGCUCGGUGUGUCUCGCUCGUACAACCCACCCCAGGGCCAGCUGCGCGAUGUGGCCACAAGCGUUAUCUACACCUUUCAGUACGUCGGCAACGUCGAAGAUCUGAAAAUUGGAGAGAAAUUCACGUUCCGCACAGUAGGAAACCAAGCUGUGGAUGUUGCCGCCGUGCGGAGAGGUGAAUUUUCCGCCCGGCCGAGUAAUUUGUCAAUCGUCGAGGCAAGGCAGUUCUUGUGUCGUCAUGCGAUGUCUUUCAGUGAACUUUAUUCUGGAGACACUGAAGCCACGCACUCCACGAUGCAAGGCGGCAGGAAUCCCUUUUCGAAGACGGGCAAGUUUCGAUUCCCCGAUGACCAGAACAGCCGGAAAAAAUUGGCGGAUGUCAUCAAAGUUUGCCAUGAAGCUGCCGAAGCGGACAGACGCAACCACGAACUGCGGCUCUUUAUAUGCGAACACCCGACAAAGAUCCAGGCGUUCGUUGAGGACCUUGACAUAUUGGGUGGGCAGACGGGCGGCGAGCCAGACAUCAUGAAGCGUUCGGACUCGAUUCAGCCGGACUACGAGCUGCUGAAGUGGAGGGCCAAGGUCCUGCGCGAAGUGUUCCCCUCAGCACAACUUCGCGUUGUGCUCUUCCACGCCAGCGGCUUCUACGUUGGCCAAGACGUGUUCAAGGAGUCAUACCAUUUGGUAUGGCCUGAAAUCCUUCUCACGAAGGACGAGGCUGCGGCAGCCAGGAGCUAUACCGUGAAGAAAUUCGAGGAAUGGAGCCAGAUUAAGGAGCACCGAGUGGCUGAGAUGUUGGCAAGGGCGAAGGUAUUUUGUGAGCACAACACAUGGGAUCGCAUGUUCGAUGAAACCACCACCCGGCCCACGGUUGGAGCGCGCAUGCCGUUUUGCGACAAGCGAUCCAAGCAUGCCGUGACGGGCGAAUGGGUCGAUGAGAACCGCAAGAUCUUCCCCGUCGCCGAGCUGGACUUCGACUUCGGCGAGGAGGAGCUGCCGUCGAUGCGCAUCGUCCACCUGCCGGAGGGCAAAUCCAUCGCAGAGUGGAUUUACCGUGGCAUGUGCCGGCGAAGUGCAGAGGAGCAAGAGAACCAUAUUUACUGUGGUGUGGCCCCGCUUCCGAAGCCGCCGCAGCGCAACCGGCGCCCGCCGGGAAGCGGCAGCGGAUCGGGGAGGCCCCCCCCGCGCCCGGGACCUGGGAAAGGCGGAGGCAAAGGAGGUGGCAAAGGUGGCAAAGGCGGCAAAGGUGGAAAGGGACACAAAGGUGGCAAAGGGCACAAAGGAUCUGGCUGGUCCUGGCAAGGGGGCCAUGGGAACUAUGGGAGCCAUGGAAAUUUGGGCGGCGAAGGUCGCAGUCGCACGCCACCACGAAAAGAUUGCAGGUACUUCCCAGGAACAAAGGAUCAAUUCCUGGAUGCCAUCCGGCAACACUCGAACAACCAUCAUUUCCAGCAGAGGGACAUUCGAGGAGGCAUUCAGAUCUACUUCCCUCGCCGCGGAUCCAUCAACUUUACCUAUGAAGGGAACAAGGCGGUUCUUGUCCAGGGAAAUGAUCACUACUUCCUUCACAACAUUGUGAAGAGCUGGACAACAGAAGGUUGAUCCAGAGAUCUGAACAUAUCUGAAGCACUCAGCGGCGAGUUGAUGAUUUUCUGGCCCCAUGGCAUGUCUUGGCUAUCUUGGCUGUCU
Cladocopium goreaui is the source of this 3615-nucleotide messenger RNA. The record is from the annotation of a GenBank genome assembly. NCBI's taxonomy places the organism in Eukaryota, Dinophyceae, Suessiales, Symbiodiniaceae.